UUUUCUCAUGUUUCUUUUUUCAAUUUUAAAUUAAAAAACGAAUGAACGCAACGUACACGGACCUCCAUCUGUCAUACAGUGUUAUUGUGGCCGCGGUGUGUCACGUGACAAUCAUGACGCGUCGCCAUGGAAACAGUAAGGGCAAACGUUCUAAAAUAACGGUCGCCUGAAAAAACUCACUCUGGGGGGACCGCUAGAAUAUUUUAAACUCACCACUGAAAAGGUUAAAGAUAUCAAGUUUGUAUUUUCACAUAAUGUUCUGUACAUUAUGUAGGACGAUUUUAUGUAGAAAACAGUAAAUCCAAAAAAAAGAGGGAUUUCACCUCUUACAACUAAGUAAUAAACUCAAAGGCAGUCAGUCAUCGGGGUCCAAUCACCAGUAGAUCAUAUGGUUUGGUGAUAAAGCUGCUAUAUCUUUCCACAUAUUAUGAAUCUUGAAUCUCUACUGAUUUGUAGUAUGCAAAAUACAUGCCAGUUCAAAAGGAAAUUAGGAAAUAAGUAGCAAUGCACCCUGAUGCAACUUGAAAUAUACAAACAUAUUAAAUAUCUUAACCUGAUGCUCCUUCUACUGGUCGACUUUAGUAUUACAGUCUUGAUCUGUCAUGCACAGCUAGGGUUGCACUGGUAUUUAAAGGUUUUACAUAGACCUACACAUAGCUGAAUAAACACAUAAGGAUUUCACAGUGUGGAGAAUACUAAUAGCAAAUUAAAAGAAAUCAAUUUCACAAUAAGUAGUAGAGAAGUUCAUCUGCGCAUGUGUAUCACGUGACAAUACUGUAGGCCAGUAGGUUCGACUCAGGAGGCGUAAAUUAAACAGCUUUGGUCUUGUAGUGAAAAUAAGUUGAUGAUUAUUUAAAAAAAAUAAAGUAGUUAUUUAACAGUAUUCACAAUGUCAGUUUGAAUAUAAGAUCACAAUAACAGAAAUUCAAAUCAAAUCACAACACGUUAGUUAUUCAUGCACUAAUCUGGGUGCAAGCAAUAACUAGGGUUUAUAGAAUGCAACCUUACAACAUCAAAAUGUCAUCUUUAAUGAAAUUUGAGUUGACAACCUAAUUUUUGUCAACUAAAAACAUCAAAAAUACAACAAUUCAGGAAAAUAGAUUUCAUUCAAUAAACUCUCUUCAGUACAGUCAGUUUGGUAAAUUCAAUUAAAAAGAUUAGGUUCAACACAUUCGAUGCGGAAGACUCAGGUCAAUAAUUUCAAAACUCAACUCAAAACAGUUUGAUUUUGAAGUUUGAUUCAGUGCAAAAAAAAAAAAAAAAAAUACUUUGUUCAAAAGUGUCCAGAUCACUUCAAUUCAAAACAAUAGGAUUCAGUUCAGUCAGUUCAUUGGUUUCUGUUCAAAUCGGUAGAUUCACCGGGAAAAAAAUGAUUCAAUUCCACAGUUCUAGAAAACUCUGUGUGGUACAAAAAUGUAAGGUUAAAAAAAAAAAAAAAAAAGGAGUCUCUUGAAGAAAAAACAAAAACAAGACUUUGUUCCGUUUAAGCAAAACUAGCAGGUAAUCAGAAUUGUCCUACCUCGCUCCUGGGUUAGUUUGACUGUUUCACUUCAGUCAGCAUUCGUCUCGAGUCUCUUCUAAUUUAAAUUAACUUUGUUCCAACAUGAAGAGAGAGAGAGAAAAAAAGAUCUGUAUAUAGGCAUUACGUUCAUAUCAAAUGUACUGUUCUAGUUCAAUAACAGUACAUAUAAUGUUAUAAUGAAGACAUAUAACAUAUAAUGAAGAGUGGGGAAAACGCCCCUUUUAAGGACUGUGUAAUUUUUUCUUUGAAACAAAAGUUAAAUGUGUCCAGAAUAUGUAUCAUAGUUUUAGUGAAAAUGACAUAAAUUAUAAACCAAGUAUGAAAAAAGUAUGAGUUUUCAUGUUAUUAGAUUUUUAACAAAAAUUCUGGCAAAGCAAUUUGCUUUACAUUUACAGCUAAAUCAGAGUACAGGCAGUUUUAGCUUAAAAUUAAAAACAAUAUAAUCAAUAAUUAUGAAUUACAAUUAUGAAUUAUAGCCUAUUUGAAAUAUAUUAUUAGCUGAUGCAAACUGGCAAGUUAACUAGCUACCUGAUGCUAACUUGAGGUAAUUUUUAAAUAUAAAGUCCAAAUAUUUUUAUCUCAUUAUCAUUAUCACACAAUAUGAACAUAUGGGACUCAUAUACAUGUUAUUGUAUCAGUAUGUCAUUGCUAAAGAACUGAGCUUGCGUUUUCUCUCACUCGAAUAUCAGUAAAUGUGCACUCAUCAAAAUCCAGAGAAAGAAACACAUAGAUGUGUUUAUGCUGUAGCUCAUCUCGUAAAUCUCAAGAAGAAAAUGCAAAAAUGGCAGGAUUUCUACUUAGACUUAACAUGAUUGGACGAUCACUGCGAUGUCAGUCAGUUUACUGACAUGCAUUUAAAUUGAAUUUUAGAAUUUUUCUCACACUAUUUACUCAAUUCUGUUUAGUUUAUUUCUUUAACAAACUGUUUAAUCAUUUCAUUAUUUAUAAUUAAUUUGCUAAAUUAUACACUAAAUUAUAGGGUUACACGUGAUUGCAUUAUAUAUAUAUUUUUUUAUCAGAGCUUGGUAGACAGAUACUUAUUAUAUUUGUAGACAAGUUUAGACAAAUAAUUAAUUAAUAUUAUAAUUAAUGUCACUUAGAUUGGUAUUAAGAUUGUAAGUGUUUUAUUAGCAGUAUGUUAUUUAUUCAUUUAUCAUUCAUAGGCUACAUAAUAAAUAGUCCUGUCAUAUACAAUUUAUGCUAAAAUAAAUUAGUUUAAUUUUAAUUUAGUUAAAAAUGGGGCAAAUAUUUCAAAUGUAGCCCUGAUUAAAAAUUCAUCCCAUCCAGGUUAAAGCUGAUUGUGCAGAAUUGUCUAAAAGGUGAUAAAUGGAUCCAGACAGAAUGACUGCAUAAAGCACACAGAUAUAUCCUUGAGGAGCUCUUUAGGAAUAAAUAAAAUAAUCAAAUGUGUUCUGUUGAAUGUUCACAUAGCCUACUUGUUCUGUUUUGUUGUUGAGUUGUCAGAUGUUGAAAUAAUCAGUGUGAAUGAGUGUCUCUUAUUUUAGUCACACUGAAGGUGGCGACGAUAUUCUCAACUGCAAAUGAGGUUUAUAAAUUAAAUGACAAUAUACUGAUUCCCCUGCUAGGACCACAAAAAUAAUUUAAACUGUGCUGGUUAUACUCUCAGAGUGAGAGUCUGCACUGAGGCUGAUCAAGUUGUACUGUUGUAUUUUCCCUAUAGUGAAACAAAAUGGCUACAACCGAAACAGUGAUUUUUGAUGCACUUCAGGAGCUACUGGAAGCAGAGUUCAAAGAAUUCAAAUGGCAUCUGUCAAAUAGUGGGACACAAGACUCUAUUCCUCGUGGAAAGCUGGAGAACACUAAUCGCCAUGAGCUUGCGACUCUCAUGGUGCAGCAGUACAAAGUUUCAGACGCCAGGAAGAUCGCAGUCCGAACGCUAUGCAAAAUUAAGCUAAAUGAGCUUGCUGAUCAACUGAAGGGACAACUUCCGGAAGUUUCAGAGGAGGUUUCUGCUGAAGGUGGAGCUUCAUCCGGUGCAGCGGCUGCAAACGCUUCAACUGCAGGAGUUAAAGUUACCAUAAACUCCAGUGGAGGAACCGUAAAGGCCCCUGUUAUUCACGGUGGUGUGUUUAACGGCCCAAUGAACUUCAGCUAAUGCUCAAGAACCUGUCUUAUCUUAAACAAUGAUUUUAGUAUUUACAUCCUCAGGUUUCAAAUGAAAGCUGAUAGCGGCUUCUGAUUCAUUGUGUUUUUAGGCUCUUUUAAUACAGCCACAUACAUAUUUACACAUGAAACAAAAUACAAAUUAUGUUUACAGUGUAUUUGAACUUAAAUAAAACUAAAUUGGCAGCUUUCUAAUGAUACUGGAAUGUGAAUGACUAUGACCAGCAACAUUUUUAUUUCAGGAACAUCAUUUAUGUACUUCCUUGUCAAAUUGGGCGGCACCUGAGAAGGGGAGCUGCCAAUGUUUGUAGCAUAUACUCAUUAAAAACAGCUGUAAGCACAGA
This is a messenger RNA of Onychostoma macrolepis, 3990 nucleotides long. RefSeq lists its product as uncharacterized. Lineage: Eukaryota; Metazoa; Chordata; Actinopteri; Cypriniformes; Cyprinidae. The record is from RefSeq and is a predicted model, not a curated record. Bases 3213 to 3638 code for a protein of 141 amino acids. The transcript is spliced from 2 exons.